Bradysia coprophila is the source of this 2958-nucleotide messenger RNA. RefSeq names its product RAB3 GTPase activating protein subunit 1 (gene Rab3GAP1). The record is from RefSeq and is a predicted model, not a curated record. Gene Ontology annotation, molecular function: GTPase activator activity. Gene Ontology annotation, biological process: positive regulation of GTPase activity. Lineage: Eukaryota; Metazoa; Arthropoda; Insecta; Diptera; Sciaridae.
UCUCCUUAAAACGUAAAUAAAAGAAAGUUUCAAACGUCAGUUCGUUGAUUACAUUUUUCUCUCUGCUAGUAAAGUAACAGAAAAUCAGAAUAACGAAAACAAUGGACAAUGAAAUUGACGACAACGAGUUCUAUCAACAAGAUUUCACCACUGCAUCCGAAUGGGAAGUAUUCAAUGCCAGACUCGAAGAACAAUUCCACGAAUGGAAAUUGCCUUUCGUUGAGACAAAGGCACCACUAAACCGAAAUGAAUUGUCCUUGUGCGAAUGGAAUGUGGUCAAAGAAAAUGUUUACUUUGCGGACAGUGAGUUGACAAUUGCUAGAUAUUGUGCGAAACCGGCAAACAAUCCUACGUCACCCGAAAAAAUGAAAUCACAAACGUGUCAGGCAUUCAAGGACUUAUUGGCACUGGAGAAUAAUUUCUGCAUCUUGGAUGAACGGUGCGACGAUACAAAAAUUCAUCCGAUUGCCAGAUGGUAUGGGCUGAGAGACUUUGUUGUCGUUUAUCCCACGAAAUCAGCGAUUACGAACGAAAGCCAAAUUCGUGUGCUUCUCAGCUCCAUACAUAUUGCAGUGGCUGAAAGUAAUUGCGAGGUUCCGGUCUUUGUGCAGGUCAUGGAGAAACGACGAAAGGUUUAUCUUGGCGUAUGCGAAAGUCGUUCGACAAGACUCACGUUCGAUAUUGUUCACCUUGCGUCGACGCCACCCACUUGCAAAUAUCUGUCGGGCUUAUUGGACAUGUUCAAAGGCAAAAUUGGCAUUCCAUACGUCGAUCCUGUCGUUGUAUCACUCCGUCUCACAUACACGCUCAACAAAUUCUUCAGUUCUGCGUUUUCGAAUCAACCGGGCGCGGACACGAGAAGUGAUAUAACAUGUUUGCCAUGGGGCGCUCCCAUCGAUCCGGUUACCGAACUUUUGUUGUACUGCGACUGGAAUCAGGUGGCCGAAAAUGUCGUAUUAGAUUCGCAAAAUCAUUCCGAUUUCGAUGCUUUGCUGGCUCCGAAAUGGUCGUUACGUGCUCGCUUCCAAGAUUCCAAUGAAAUAUGUUAUCAGUUGCGCGAAUGUCUGGCCGAAUAUAUGCAGCUUAAUGAGAAACCGCACACUCUGUUCGAUAUAUUCGGUGACGCUUUUGCCUUCGGUACGACCGAAGGAAAUCCCUUGGAUUUAUUGACCGAGUCAAAGAUCUCGAAAAUUUUACCUAACUUCCCGUCGUCGAAAUCUUACGAGCACAAGAGCCAAAUGCAAAAUAAACGAACAAUUGAUGGGCCCAUUGGCGAAGACAUGCUAACCAUGCUGUACUUUAUGUUUCCGGACGCAGACUCGAAUUCACCACAUUCGUACGAUGUUUUUGAUUCGGAUAGUUUUGAUCCGUUGAAAAUAAAAAGUGCACCUGCCGGAUCGCUGGUACACAGAUUAAGCACUUUGUUGGCUAUAUGCAACGCCAAUUACGGUGGACUAAGAGCUGUUGCGCAAUUGUGGGCUGAAUUUACACAGGAGAUGAGAUAUCGAGUCGAACGCUGCAUACAGAUACCGGGCGUUGGUACUGGCUUUCCCGAUUCUCGGACAUGUUUGCUACAUCAAAAAUUACAAAUGCUGAACGUUUGCAUGGAACGGCGAAGCAUUCGAGAAGGUGGUCUACCAUUUGCGAUGAUGUCGCCCAUAGGAAAGCCUUCGCAUGAAGAUUCCGAUGAUGAAUUCUUCGAUUGUGCGAAUGAGGAGGAAGAAGAAAAAGAACGAAAUCGUGGUAAACAUGCGCCAUGGAAUAAGCCGGAAGGACGCCUAUCCCGACUAGGUGAUAUGAUGCUAGUAGAUAGUGACGAAUAUCUCUAUGUCCCGGUAACACAAGAGCCUGUGCCGAAAACCGAAGAUCAACUGGAAGAUGAUGCAGAAGUUAUGUUGAAAUUGGGACCAGGAAGUGAAUUAAGAGCCCAAAUGAUGAGUGCCUCAUUGCUAUCCGAUAUGGAGAGUUUUAAAGCAGCCAAUCCGAACGGAAAAAUCGAAGAUUUCAUUCGAUGGUAUUCACCUAGAGACUGGAUCGAAGAUGAUCAGGGUGAGAGUACAGAAGAAGAACCCAAUCCCAGAAAAGGACGCUUGAGUUCUAGAAUGCUCAUUCCAGGAAAUACAUGGCAGAGCGUAUGGGGUAAUGCAAAACCGGUUCCGGCAAGACGUCAGAAACGAUUGUUUGACGAUGCCAAGGAGGCGGAAAAAGUUACACAUUUUUUGGAGUCGCGAAAUAUUGGCCAAAUUGUCCAACUUACACUAGCCUGUCUCUUUCAUACAGCUGUUCUAAAUGUUAAGGAAAAUGUGACAACCAGUUCGAUCGUCGUUCCCGACUAUGAAUCCAAUUACGAUAAAGUCAUCGCCCAGUGCUGUAAAUUGUCACGUGAACUGUGGACACCUUCGAAUUCACGGAUGAAUUCGAUAGCAAAGUGGGAAGCACUUUUGCAAGACAUUUCGAACAUUGAAUGCUUAUCGUCAGUGUCGCAGAGUCUUGCCCAUAAGCUAUUUACGCAUCGGAGGGUGGGAGACACUUUUGAUCUGCAAGCGAAGGAUAAAGCUGUGAUGGAGUCCCUAUUACGAGGAUACGAAGCUGAAUUGGCCGACGGAGCCAGAGGCGAUAUCUCCUUGAAACUUUUAAACUUAUUUUCCGAAGUGAAACGAAUACAGAAUGAACAACCGAUCGAUGAAGAGCCAACUAAUCAGAUGCAAUCUCUGCCGAAUCCAUCCGAGAAACAGUUUACGCUUCGAUUAAGCGGUAAAACGUUGUCGAAAGGUGAUGGAGGACCACAAUUUUUAAGAGCGAUUUUGGCACAAAAUGAAUUUCGGCUGUGCGGGGCAUUUUCCCAGGACACGACAUUUUUUUAAGAUUUAGUUCCAGCAUCAAGGCACACCGGACUAACAAUUUAUUGUAUCUCAUUCUCAUUUGCACGGAAAUAAAAUCAACCGUGAUAUCGCACAC